Misgurnus anguillicaudatus (oriental weatherfish) is the source of this 5418-nucleotide messenger RNA. NCBI's taxonomy places the organism in Eukaryota, Metazoa, Chordata, Actinopteri, Cypriniformes, Cobitidae. The record is from RefSeq and is a predicted model, not a curated record.
UCAUACAGCUCUGCGCAGAUCGAACAAGAUAUGACAUCACAGUACCGCGAGAUCAAACUUUAUCAAUACGUGCUCGAAUCGCUCACGCGAUAUUUCAACGUGACAUCCUUUCGGCCUUCCUAUCAACGACACUUUUACUACGCAAGUCAGCAGCAGUGGAUUCGUUUCCCUGGAAAUGCAGACACGUGAUAAUGACAUCACCGCUGUUAGCCCCAAUUUCCCGCGAAGCAGACUACACGCGCUCAUUAUAGGAGGAAAGUCAUUGCAUGUCACUGCAGUCGCCAUGAUGCUGGGUAUACCAAGGCAGAAAAAACGAAAAAGACCUCAACAGGAUGCUGAGCAUCACAUUACUUGCAAAACAGACAAGCCUGAGCUUUAUGAGCAAGUUAUCAGCAAAUAUAAAGGACGUGGAGUUUUCACCACUGAAGCAUUUUUUAGAGGUGAUUUUGUCCUUGAAUACAGAGGUGAACUUCUGACUUCAGAGGAGAGCCUUGAUCGAUCUAAACUCUACAAUGACGUUGAGAACACAUUCUUGUUUGAUUUUCAGUGGCAUGGCAAAAAUUGGUGCAUGGAUGCAUCCAAGGAAGAUGGGUCCUUGGGAAGACUUGUAAAUGAUGAGCACAGAAAUCCUACAUGCAAAAUAAGAACUGUUGAAGUGAACAAAAAACCUCAUCUGUGUCUUUUUGCUGUACGAGAUAUCCAACCAGGAGAAGAAAUCACUUACAGUUAUGGAGAUUCAGAUUGGCCUUGGCGAGCUAAGGUAUCAUCAACAGAAUCCAGUGAUAAAAGCCCAGUCAGCAGUUUGGAUUUGCAGAAAUUGUUCCAUCAGGCUCCUCCUGUUUCCUCAUCUGCCCUGUAUAAGGUGUACAUCAAUGAACCACAUAAGCAAGUUGAGCCACAACAGUCAGGCAAAGCAAGUACAUCAGAGAAUAAAAUGAAACUCAAAGAUUGCCAUGAGCGCUUUAACAGAGCACAAAUUAAAACGAAAAAGACUGCCAUAGAGCCAUCACAAGAAUAUUUCAUGCCCUCAUCACCUGUGAUGACCACAUCAUCUUUCUCUGCACUUGUGCAGCCCUCAUCACCUGUGAAGACCACAUCAUCGUCCUCUUCUCCUGUGCAGCCCUCAUCACCUGUGAAGACCACAUCAUCUUCCUCUGCACUUGUGCAGCCCUCAUCACCUGUGAAGACCACAUCAUCGUCCUCUUCUCCUGUGCAGCCCUCAUCACCUGUGAAGACCACAUCAUCGUCCUCUUCUCCUGUGCAGCCCUCAUCACCUGUGAAGACCACAUCAUCGUCCUCUUCUCCUGUGCAGCCCUCAUCACCUGUGAAGACCACAUCAUCGUCCUCUUCUCAUGUGCAGCCCUCAUCACCUGUGAAGACCACAUCAUCGUCCUCUUCUCAUGUGCAGCCCUCAUCACCUGUGAAGACCACAUCAUCGUCCUCUUCUCCUGUGCAGCCCUCAUCACCUGUGAAGACCACAUCAUCGUCCUCUUCUCCUGUGCAGCCCUCAUCACCUGUGAAGACCACAUCAUCGUCCUCUGCACUUGUGCAGCCCUCAUCACCUGUGAAGACCACAUCAUCGUCCUCUGCACUUGUGCAGCCCUCAUCAUCUGUGAAGACCACAUCAUCGUCCUCUUCUCCUGUGCAGCCCUCAUCACCUGUGAAGACCACAUCAUCUUCCUCUGCACUUGUGCAGCCCUCAUCAUCUGUGAUGACCACAUCAUCGUCCUCUUCUCCUGUGCAGCCCUCAUCACCUGUGAAGACCACAUCAUCGUCCUCUUCUCCUGUGCAUCCCUCUACACCCUUGCCCUGUGCUGCUUCCACCCCUGUGAUUUCCUCAUCACAGGUGUCUGAGACACUAUCUUUAAUGGAGAUGCACUCAUUAAGGCAAUCAAGAAAAAGACAGUAUUCUGGGAGUGCCUACAGUGAUUCAGAUGUUACGGACUACAGUGAUGUUGACUACAUACCCCAGUUCAGCUCAGAUGAAUCAGAUGGAAGUGCUUCUGGACAAAGCAAGGCUGAAAGGAGUUCAGAUGGAUCAAACAAUAAGUCUGAAUGUAGUGAUCCUAGACCCAACAAACGUUUAAGACAUACUAAAUCACCCCUUUCAAAAAGGAAAGCUGAAGAGGCAGGUAGUUCAUCUGCCAAAUGUAUGACAGCAGUGUCAUCAAAAAGGAUGAAAUGCCAAACUGAAGAGACCGAAACCUCAUCUGACAAAAAGACUUUGGUUCAGUCAAUGCCAUCACCACAAAAAAAGAGCAGGUCAUAUAACAAAAAACAGUAUUGCCUUUAUUGCUCUAAGCCAUAUGCAAAAAUGGCAAGACACCUUGAGUUUGUACAUCGCAAUGAAGUAGAGGUUGCAAAGGCUGUAGCUUUCCCAAAACGUUCCAAAGAACGAAGAGUCCAGUUAAACCUUCUUAGAAAAAGGGGCAACUUUGCCCACAACACAGAUGUGGUGAGAAAAGGGGAAGGUGAGAUGAUUGCCUGCUACCGUCCAAAAAAGUGCAAAAACCCCAAAGAAUUUAUCCACUGUAUUCACUGUCAAGGCCUUUACAACAAGCUCAGCCUAUGGAAACACAUUAAAAACUGUCCACUUAAACCGAAGGAUGAUGAAGCUCAGGGCAGAAAAAGAGUAAGAUCUCUUUGUGCCCUAAAAACACCUGUUGGCUUAGAGGUGAGUAAAGGUUUCAAGAAAGUACUUUCCCUGAUGAACUAUGACGAAGUUUCACGGGUGAUUCAUAGUGACAGAUGCAUCAUGCAACUGGGAGAGCACAUGUUUAACAGGAUGGGAUCUGAUGUGACCAAACAUGACUACAUCCGACAGAAAAUGAGAGAAGUUGGCAGACUUCUUCUUGAAGCAAGAAGGAUAACCCCACUGAAAACAAUGGAGGACUUCAUGAUACCAGCAAACUUCAAACAUGUCAUAUCAGCUGUGAAAGUUGUGUCUGGCUUUGACGAAGAGAAGAACUCUUACCGCAUUCCCUCUUUAGCCCUCAAACUUGGACAUUCUUUAAAAAAGAUCUGUAGCAUUGUUGAAAGUAAUGCGAUGAUGUAUGGAGACCAUGAGCGUGCUGAGUGUGCUCGAGACUUCAGAAAAGUACACCAAGCAAGGUGGAAUGAAUACAUUUCUGCUGGUGCUAUAACUACAUUGAAGGAAGCCAAGUGGAAUGCACCACAGAUCAUUCCUUUCACUCAGGAUGUCAAAGUCCUGCACGCACAUCUAGAAAAGAAACGGGAUAAAUUCCUUAAUAAACUUAAAAACUGCCCCUCUGCAGACAGCUAUGCUGCUUUGGCCAAAGUCACACUCUCCCAAGUUAUCCUGUUCAAUAGACGAAGAGAAGGUGAGGUGUCACGGAUGCUUUUGUCAGCUUUUCAAAGCCGGGAUUCUUCUGAGCUGCAUGAAGACAUAGCCAUCUGUCUUUCUGAGUUCGAGAGGAAGCUGUGUAAACACUUUACCAGAGUAGAGAUCCGUGGUAAGCGAGGGAGAAAGGUCCCUGUCCUCCUCAAACCUUCAUUGGUUUCUGCCAUGGAGCUGCUUGUUGAAACACGUGAGGCUUGUGGUGUCCCAAAUGAGAAUCCUUUUAUGUUUGCCAGAUCUGGUGCAAUGUCUGCCUACAGAGGAGGAGAGUGCAUAAGUAAAGCUGCUCGUGAAUGUGGCAUUAAGAAUCCUGAAGCUCUUUCCUCAACCAGGCUCAGGAAACACAUAGCUACCAUGUCAAAGAUUCUCAACCUUGAUGAAAAUGAAGCAGAUCAACUGGCUGAUUUUCUCGGUCACGAUAUAAGGAUCCACAGACAGUAUUACCGGUUACCAGAGGGGACAUUGCAGCUGGCAAAAAUGAGUAAGGUCUUAAUGGCAAUGGAGAAAGGAACACUGUCCAGCUUUAAAGGAAAGAGACUUGAUGACAUUGAAAUCGACCCAAAUGAGCAACUUGAGGCCGAAGGUGAUUCAAUGUCAAGUGAUGAAGAGGAUUGUAGUGACCUGCCUCAGACAACAUCACCAGUACCAGCAGAGAGUGAUCAACCAUCUGCUUCCCAGAAAGAUCAAGGUUCAUCAAUACCUCCAAAAAGAAAAUGGGAAGAAGUUGAGGUAAAAGCUGUUGAAAAACACAUGAUGAAGUUCAUAAAGACAUGCAAAGUUCCUGGUAAGCAAGACUGCGAGAGAUGCAUUCAAGCAGAGCCAGAAGCCUUGAAGGAACGUACUUGGACUGGUGUGAAAAAUUAUGUGAGAAACAGGAUCACCACUUUAAAAAAACAGGGUGGAUUAUAGCGGAGCAAAUAAAAACACUUUUCUUUUUACUGUAAAAAAACAGAGCAUGGUGAGGAAAAGUUGCCAUGUUACAAAAACAUAAAAUAAUGAAUGCCUUUUCUAGAAUAACUUUUUAACAUGUUUAGGGCUGCAAAAUGAUGAAUUAUGACUAAUCGUUUGCAGAAUAAAAGUUUUUUUUUACAUCAUAUGUGUGUAUACUGUGUAUAAUAAUUAUCUAUAUAUAAAUACACACACAUGCAUGUUUAUAUGUAAUUUAUAUUAUAUAAACACUUAAAAUAUAAAUAGAUUUUGUUUCUUCAAAUUAUACAUUCAUGUGUGUGUAUGAGCUACAUAAUUAUUAUACACAGUACACACAUAUAUGAUGUAAACAAAAGCUUUUCUUCUGCAAACGAUUCAUCAUUUUGUAUGUUUGUAAUAUAUAAUGGGUUCCUUUCAGACAAACUAUAUUUAUAGUUUACACAUCAUGCUCUGUUUUUUUAAAAAUGAGUGAAAAUAGUAAGGAAGAGUAAAGGUGUAUGAAGAGGGAGAAUUUGUUUGAGUACAGGAGGAAACAGAAUAUUAAUGAGGUAAGCAAGACAGGAGAAGAGAGAGGAUUGAAUGUAAUGGUUAGACGAUAAUUUCUGUAAAAAGCUGAGGAAAGCAAAAAGAACAAGCUGAACUGACAAAUUUCUAAUUUUCAUUCUUUGUUUACAUGCAUGUUUACAUGUUGUUAUAUGUUUACAUGUUGAUAUUUUUUUCUGUCAACAUAUUCUGUUCUAUAUGCACUUUUAAAAUAUAUCAGUAUUGUUUAUUUCCUUUAAUUGUAAUUACAAUUGUUCAAUGUAGACAGAAGUUAAUUGAGUGAACUGAAAGUAAAGAGAUAAAAGGAGAAGCAAAGAUAAAAGAGAAGAGGGAGGAGCAAAAGGAAAGUGAAGUGGGAGGAGCAAGGUAGAAGGCAAGAAAGUAAAGGUGAAGAAAAGAGUGAAAGAGUUCAUAUCAGUUUCAUUGAUUAUACUGUCCUAUAUUUUAUACUGACACUUUUAUUGGCAAACUAAAAUGCACUUAACUUUUAAGUAACUGUGUUUAUGGUUAAGUGCUGUUACUGAUAUUGCCUAAAACUUCUGACAUUUAUAGCAUGCAUUUGCAUGGUAAAUAAAUGGUUUUUGAAGUCA